Messenger RNA from Ilex paraguariensis (yerba mate), 651 nucleotides. Lineage: Eukaryota; Viridiplantae; Streptophyta; Magnoliopsida; Aquifoliales; Aquifoliaceae. The record is from the annotation of a GenBank genome assembly.
AUGAGUGAUGGGGGAAGUAAGUCACGUGGUGGUAAGAUGGGGACAUCUAUCCGAGCUUCCAGCAUUUCUGAAGAGGCCGUUGCUAGUGCUGAAAAUGAGCUUUCUAUGAUGAUUGAAAAAUUAAGUCAUACACGCCAAAGAAUUGCUUAUGCUUUAAUUGAUCAACACAAAGAUGUGCUGGAUAGAGCAAAGCAUGACUAUGAACAACUGAAGAAAACCGUUGACGAACUGCGGGCAUCUGAUCAGAAUGUCGAGUUGGUAAAAGAGUUGAAACUACGAAUAAAAAAGCUGGAAGGAGUCGUGGGUGAAUCCACCAAGGAUUCUGAUGUGUCUAAGAGAGUGCUUCAGAUAGCAACAGUCGUUAUAGGUGUAGAUGUUGCUGAUGGGGAUGCUAUUGUCAAUGUUUACAUAAACCAUGAGAAGAAGGUUGUCUUCAUGGAGAUGAGAUCUAUUGAGGAGGCCAGUAAUGCCAUGGCCUUAGAUGGAAUUCUUUUUGAGCUUCGCUGUUUGGAACAGGGUGUUGACUUCCUAGUUGCCUCUCCAGGACGCUUGGUGGAUAUGAUAGAGAGAGCCAAAGUUUCUCUCCAAAAAGUCAAGUAUUUGGCUUUGGAUGAGGCCGAUCGAAUGUUGGAUAUGGGGUUUGAGCGCUAG